AUGGAAGAUUUAAUAAUAGAAAUGAAGAAAGAGCUUCAAGAAGCUGCAGCAGCCAAGUCAGAUCUCUAUAAUUUUGACUUCCUUUCAGACACUCCACGCCAUGAAAAUAAAAGAUUUUCAUGAGCAAUUGACCAGGAAAAGUCAAUUGAAAGCGAGAGAGCCAUAGACAAAUUAAAACAAAGAAGGCAUCGUUUAAUUCUGAUUGAAGACAACUUCGACCUGAUUAAACCUUUGCGACUACUGGAGACCUUAAAGGCAUAA
Messenger RNA from Blepharisma stoltei, 261 nucleotides. Lineage: Eukaryota; Ciliophora; Heterotrichea; Heterotrichida; Blepharismidae. The record is from the annotation of a GenBank genome assembly.